UAAAAGUCGAGUAGUGAAGUUUUGCAGACGCGUAUGUUGUUGUUUUUUUAAAAUACCCAAAUGAGUUUUCAAUCUCUGUGUUUUCUGAGUAGUGAUUUUGUGUGUUUGAUUUGUUAAAAAUAAAGCAAAAAAAAAAGUGUUUUAAGAAAUUCCAUUAAGCGAAAAAACCCUAAACUUCCCUCAAAGGUUUAAUUUACAAAAAAAAACAACAAUUUCCCUCCCUUUUUCUUAAAAAAAAAAUAAAAAAUAAUUUGUGAAGAAAAAAACAACAAAACGAACAUGUUUGCUGAAGGUAUUUUUCCAAUUGGAGACGGUUUGCUGGACAUCGAUGAGGAACGUCUUAAGGCUCUACUCGUUCCUCAUGAUAUCAACGAAAUUUAUGAAAUUGAACAAACACCAUUUGCCAGGGGCAAAUUCGCUGCUGUACGCCGUGCAAUACACAAAAAUUCGGGUACACAUUUUGCAGCAAAAUUUCUCAAACGUCGCCGUCGAGCCCAGUCGUCGGAUAGAGAGAUUAAACAUGAAAUUGCCGUUUUGAUGUUGUGCAAUGAUGCUGAAAAUAUUGUUAAAUUGAAUGCAGUUCACGAAUCACGUUCGGAUACAGCGCUAUUAUUGGAAUUAGCGACUGGUGGUGAAUUACAAACAUUUUUGGAUAAUGAAGAAUGUCUUACAGAGGCGCAGGCCCGCAUUUGUAUGCGUGAAGUACUUAAAGCCCUACAAUAUUUACACAAACGUUCUAUAGUUCAUUUAGAUUUAAAACCACAAAAUAUUUUAUUGACCGGUGAACAUAUAGAAGAUGGCUUGAAAUUAUGUGAUUUUGGUAUUUCACGUGUGGUAGCCGAGGGUACCAAUGUGCGUGAAAUCGUUGGUACCCCCGACUACGUAGCACCCGAAGUUUUACAGUAUGAACCGUUGUCAUUGUGCACGGAUAUUUGGUCGGUUGGUGUAUUGGCUUAUGUGUUGUUAUCGGGUUUCUCGCCUUUUGGUGGUGAAACGAAACAGGAAACCUUCCUUAAUAUAUCACAAUGUGCAUUAACAUUUCCGGAUAAAUUAUUUGGAGGCGUCUCAUCGGCAGCCAUUGAUUUUAUACGUAAAUCAUUGCGAAUAAAGCCAAAUGAUCGCAUGACUGCUGCAGGAUGUCUCGAACACAUUUGGCUUAAAGACGAAUGUAACAUCGAUAGACAUAUUUUUAAUGCGAUAAACAGUAAGCAACAAUUGGAACAAGAUGAUGAUGAUGACGAUCAGCAUGAUGAUGAAGAUGAUGACGAUCGUGAGGUCGAUGAUGAUGAAGAUCAUGAACAGGAAGAUGAGGAAGAACAUCAUGAUAAUGCCGUUGAUGAGGUACAAAUUGUUAACGAUAAACCUCAAGCUAUUAGUGUAGACAAUUCGGAAGAGGAAGAUAAUACCUCAAACAAUUCAUUUGCUAAAACAACACAUAAUCCAUUAAAUAAAACAACAAAUAGUCACACUAACGGUCAUGUCAAUGGUCACUCUAGUGUUCAUACGAAUGGUCAUACCAAUGGUUUUGCAAAUGGCCAUACGAAUGGCUUUGCAAAAGGCCAUUCGAAUGGACUUACAAAUGGUCAUACAAAUGGAUUUCUAAAUGAUCAUUCUAAUGGUCAUAUUGCGGUUUUAAGCAAGGGUCAUUCGGUUAGUAGUUUUACCAAGUUACGUGACGAUUUACACGAUAAAACCAUUAAGCUGGCAAGUGUUAAACAACCCGUGAUGUGCAACUCCAACGCCACGACAACAAAAACUACUGCUGUACAUAAUGUGCCAGCAACAAAAGCCAUCACAAUACCACUGUGCAGUGUACAACCGACCUCAUCAUUACAUCAACAACUACAACAAACAUCACCUCAAGAACAACAAUUAUUACACAUACCGGCCAGGCGUCAUUCAUCAGAAUCCAAUAAAGAGAAUACAUUUCUAACCACCAAGAAAAUAUCAGCCAACAAUUGCAAUGGCAGCACAGCCAUCUUAAAGAAAACAUCUUCCGCCUCAUCCACAGUCACACAAUCAGCUACAGCCACCAUACACAUUACACCAGCAGCUACACUAAAUGCUUCCAACAUUGUGGCCACCAUUACAUUACCCACUUCCAAUGCCGCUGUGAAUGUAACAAACGAUAAGGUGUCCGUUAACAAUAGCAAUCAUCAUUCUUUAUUCCCAGAUGCACCUACUACGCCCAAAGUUAUACGCAAGGCACCAACUACUGAUGCAUCACCCACCUCAGUUAAGGCUCUAGUAAAGAAAUUUCAACUUGAAGGCGGCGAACAGCCCAUAACACCACCAGAAUUUGCCACCAAUGGCAGUAAGAUCCACCAUCAUCCCCAGCUACAACAACAGCAGCAGCAGGCACAGCAACAGCACAAUCAAAGUCAAUUAAAGUAUAAUGCACAAGGCAGCAGCAGCAGACCUUCACUGUCCCCACCAACUUUAGCACAUUCUUCGGCCAUUACCAUAGCGAAUUCAUCGAGAAGAGCUUCAGAGCCCAUAACCGCUAUACACACAACCAAGAAACUAAGCACGACUUCCUCAUCGGCUCCAGUAUCUAUGCCAGCUUCAGCAGCUGCUCACAAUUACAAGACAACAUGCGUGUAUUGUGUUUCCUGUACAAAUUCCUCAACAAAUGGAUGCAGGCAUCCCAAUUCCUCAACAAGCAACAUUAGCACCUCCUUAGCUGCCACCGCCGUCGCCGCCAAUACACCUCUAAGCAGUAAUAGCACAAAAUCCUUAAUCAAUGGCAGUACCAGCAAUGGCAGUCUUACUUCUACAACCAGCAGUAAUGCGGCUGCCUCCACCUCAUCACCAACAACAGCUUUAUUAUUUGGUCAACAUCAGCAUUCGCAUUCUCAGCAUUUGUUAAAUUCCCACCAACAUCAGCAGCAGCAUUCGCAUCAUUCACACCAUCAUCCUCAUCACCACCACCAUCAUCAUCACUUACAUCACCAUGGUGUGGUUAAGAGUGCUGCUGCUUCAGCAAAUGGUUUAAGUUUAGAUCAGGGUAUUAUUUGUUAGCUAAGGGCCUCUAGGGCGCGAAGGAAUGCCAAAAGUUUCUUUCAUCGUUUCUUAUGUUGUAUGUAGUAUAGGGUGAAAAAUUCUAAAAAUAUUAAUAGUAAUAAUCAUAAUAAUAAUAAACGUAGUACGAAUAGUUAUUUAACAAAAAAGAAAAAGUAUUUCAAUUACUUUUUAUGUUGUUCAGAUGGUGGUGUACCCUAUGAAGAAUUUCUUUAAAGAAGGGAAAACUUCCUAAAUACCUAAAAUACUUUAUUGUUUUAACAUUUUUCAAUUUACGUGAAAUUGUUUAAGGAGCUGGAUGUUGUUUUGCGAAAUUAAACUUUUGACAUUUCUGUUAACUUUAGGCCUUAUAAAAACCUUGUUUGUUUAGCAUUUGCCUAAGUUAAUUGAAAUACCAAUAGUUUAUAUAAAUAUAUUUAUAAUGUUUUCUAUAUACAUUAACUUAGUUUCAAGAAAUUGCCCAUAGGAAUGCAAAACUAUUAAGAUAUUCUCUAAGAUCCAAUAAUUUAAUUAGAAAUUAAAGACGUAUUUUUACAUUUAAUAUGUAAACAAUUGUGUGAAAAGCAAAACUUUCAAAAUAUAAUACAUAGUGUAGCGAUUAACAAAAUAGCUUUUGAAUUCUUUAUAGUAGCAGUUUACAAAAAGUAAACAAAGGCAUUAAAACUUAUAUUUUAGGUAUUAAGUACUUUUAUUAGAAUGUAUUUAAAUAAUGUCUUAAAGCUUUAUAGUUAUUUAAACUUUAAAUAAAACAGGUUAACAAAAAUACAAUAACCUAGAAAAUGAAAAUGAAGAAAGCUUUAAACAUGUUACUAAACUUGAUGUGAAAAUAGCAACAUUCAAAAUCCCGAUCCAAGUAUUGGAUCCAGGGGGGUGAAACAAGUAAUGUUUCCUCAUGUAUUCAUAUUCUUAAAUGUUUCAAAACUAGGUAAAAUUUUAAACCUUGGGCAAGACAUUUUACAAUUAUUUUGUUCUAGACAAAAUUAUUAAAAUAAAUCAUCCAUUAAAUUCGAUAAUAAUCCUACAGCCAACUUUUUAAAAAGUGUUAAGCUCUGCAAAACUUUCUAACGACAUUUAAAAUUUGACUUAUUCAAAUCGUUAAAUAUAUUACAACAUUUCUGAACUACAACAAUACUUGUUCAGUCCUAAAAAAACAAUUAUUUGAGAAUAUUUUUAUACACAUUUCGAGAGCUUUUGUAAGAUUAUUUUUAUAUAAAAAUCUUAUGCAAAUCCUUAAAUAAUUACAACAUUUCUGAAGGUCAACACUACUAUUUCAGUUGCCAGAAAUGGAGAAGAAAACUAAAAAUAUACAAAUAAAGCUUAAACGUAAUUUUUUUUAGGUUUUAAAAUGGUUUAAAUGGUUACUAUUCAAUAAAAUUAGAAGUUUAAAAUUUCUUUAAACCAAAAGAAGAAUUGAUGUUCCAAAUUAGGCUUAAAUAUUUGUUCAAAAUCUUCAAAAUACAAUUCUUUAGCUUCAUUCAAAAGUUUUUAUUUAAAUAGAAUUUAUUCAUUGUUGAAUUAAUUCAUAAUAAAAUUCAUGCAACCUUUGAAUGAUUCAAUUUUAUAAAAUACAAAUACAAUUAUACAAAUUUUUUUAAAAUAUUUGUUCUUCAUUCAAUUUGUUUUUGUUUUCAUUUACAAAACGAACCGAAAAAAAAUGUCUAAAGCCUUUUUGUAAUAGAUUUGAAUUGAAUAAAAAUAGAAUCAUUCAAACCACCUUUAAAGCUAUUUUGUAGUGGAUUUGAAUUAAAAAAAACUUGAAUGAUUUAACAAGGAAUUAAUUCUAUAAAGAAUGAAUUCUUAAAGGAAUGAAGUAAAUAAGUUUGGAGGACUAAGAAUUUAAGAAAACGAGUUUGUGCUGAAUUUGAUUUUUAAAUUUUUUUUUCGAACAUUUGUAUAAAGGAAUUUGGUUUCUUAGAACUAGAUUUUAAAGAACUUUAAGAUUUGAAGUUUUCAUCAAAUUUACUUUAUAAUAAGGUUAUUCAUUUCAAAAAAAGGGAAAUUACACUCUGAUUUUUUACACUUUUACGCAACAAAAACAUAAACAAAAUUCCACAAAAAAACUUUUUUCUUUGAUUUUGUUUUUUAAAAUGUAAAAAAAUCAUAGUGUUCCAUUUUUUUGAAUUCAAUACCCUCAAUAUGAUAAAAUCUUGAAUUUUGUUAUAAUAAAAACCUUUAUAUUUAAAUUGUCCCAUGUUUUGUUAAAACUUUUUUGAAAAUAAUUAAAAAAAAAGCUUUCUACUGCGUCUAGAAACUAACAGUUAAAGCUUGCUGAAUAUUAAAGCUGUUUUAAAUUACAUAUGAAAUACAAAUUAAGGCAUUAUUUUAAACUAAAUUCUUAAGAAAAUCAUAAAUUAUUUAAAUUUAUUUCAUAAAUAUUUCUAGUUACAUUUCAAAAUUUCCAUUUUUAAGAUUUCAAAGCAAAAUAUUGCAAAAAGCGUUUUAGAAUUUUAUAAAAAGCUUUAAAAUACUUGCAUUAGUAGGCUUUAUUAUAUAGUUAUAUAAUUAUUAUUAAAAUUUAAAAAAGAUAUGGGCAAUUCUAAAACUUAAUCAAACAUAAAAGCUCCUGAAUACGAAAAUAAAUUUAAAAUUCCUUAUCGCUAAUGGAUUUUUCAACUGUGCACAUAUAAAAAGCGAGACAAAAGCAGUAAGUUAACAUUAGUCCUUAAAAUCAUUGGUUUACUUGCUAGUUUUUACUAUUUUUAGCAAAAUAUUGUAAAAAAGUAAAAGUAGAGGGUAAACUAGCAGUCUGUUGGUAUUUUAGUACUCUUGAUAACAAUCCAAAAUUGUGUUUUCCAAGUAUUUUAUGUUGAUGCAAAUGAAAAAUUCAUUAUGAUUGGGAAAAUUUAUAAAUAUUGAAAAUUGAAACGCUAAACUUUAGCUGGUUUACUAAAGUAUUUUAAUUUUUUUAAAUAUAUAAAGUUUUCCCACAUACCACAUUACGCGUACACCACCAUUUUGUUAAGUUAAUUAAAUGAAAAAUAAAGUUAAACCUUAAACGAUGUAAUAAAUGUUGUUGUUGAUUGAUGUAGCUAGCAGCAACUAAUUUGUGUUUUUCUGAUUAUAAUUUGUCUAUUAAAAUAAUUUUACAAAAAAAA
Molecule: messenger RNA, 6116 nt
Organism: Calliphora vicina (urban bluebottle blowfly)
Lineage: Eukaryota; Metazoa; Arthropoda; Insecta; Diptera; Calliphoridae
Gene: Drak
Product: Death-associated protein kinase related
Exons: 6
Coding region: 280-3021 (913 amino acids)
Biological process (GO): positive regulation of apoptotic process; intracellular signal transduction; protein phosphorylation
Cellular component (GO): nucleus
Molecular function (GO): ATP binding; protein serine/threonine kinase activity
Source: RefSeq, a predicted model, not a curated record